CAUGCAGACAGCACAGUUGUGGUUAAUACCAAUUUUUGGUUUAACUACAGGUUUAAUUAGGGAGAGUAAGUGUGACUUUCACAAGGUAACCGAUCGAAUAUACUUUGACAUAGAAAGUGACGGAAAGUACUUAGGCAAAGUAGUAAUAGGACUUUUCGGCGAAGUUGUUCCCAAAACUGCACUGAACUUUAAAAAAAUUGCAACUGACGGGAUAAAUGGUGUAACGUAUGAAGGAUCAAAAUUUCACAGGGUUGUUGAAAGAUUUUUAAUUCAAGGAGGAGACAUAGUGUACAACAACGGGACAGGUACAAUUAGUAUUUACGGGAAAUUUUUUGACGAUGAAAAUUUUGUGAUAAAGUUCAAUGGACCAGGAAUUGUCGGCAUGGCCAACGGAGGACAUAAUACGAAUGGAUGCCAGUUUUUUAUAACUACCAUGAGCACACCAUGGCUGGACGAAAAUCAUGUGGCUUUUGGAAAGGUGCUGAAUGGUCAAGACAUCGUUCAUAGAAUUGAACAUCUCAAAACAGAUAGCAAUCACGUUCCUUUAAAUAAUGUGCUUAUAAUUCAGUCUGGGCUUAUUGAAACAACUCCUUUCUACGAAUCUGAUGAACCAUACGAAUUAACUUUGUGGGCUUGGAUCAAAGCAGGCUGGUUUCCGCUUUCAUUUUCCAUCGGAAUUUUAUUAUUCUUUCACUGGUUUAUGAUUCAGUUAAAAUGA
Messenger RNA from Zophobas morio, 718 nucleotides. RefSeq lists its product as uncharacterized. Gene Ontology annotation, biological process: protein folding; protein peptidyl-prolyl isomerization. The coding region runs from base 2 to 718 and encodes 238 amino acids. The record is from RefSeq and is a predicted model, not a curated record. Lineage: Eukaryota; Metazoa; Arthropoda; Insecta; Coleoptera; Tenebrionidae. The transcript has 6 exons. Gene Ontology annotation, cellular component: intracellular membrane-bounded organelle. Gene Ontology annotation, molecular function: peptidyl-prolyl cis-trans isomerase activity.